Molecule: messenger RNA, 1752 nt
Organism: Phytophthora sojae
Lineage: Eukaryota; Oomycota; Peronosporomycetes; Peronosporales; Peronosporaceae
Exons: 1
Coding region: 73-1680 (535 amino acids)
Biological process (GO): glyoxylate cycle
Cellular component (GO): cytoplasm
Molecular function (GO): malate synthase activity
Source: RefSeq, a predicted model, not a curated record
CAAGCGCGCAUCCCGUCCGCCAACAAGCAGCAGAAGCCCCCACGCACUUGCCCCGCUCCACACAGACCAAGCAUGUCAGAGCUGAACGUCAACGCCGCCAACGUCCGCGUGCUGGGCCACGUCUCGGACGAGUUCCGCCGCGUGCUGACGCCCGACGCGCUGCGCUUCCUCGCCUUCCUGCACGAGCAGUUCGAGCCGCGUCGCCAGGCGCUGCUGGCCGCGCGCGUGCAGCGCCAGAGGGAGCUGGACGCCGGCGUGCUCCCGGACUUCCUGCCGGAGACCGCGUACAUCCGCGAGGGCGACUGGAAGGUGGCGUCCAUCCCCGCGGACCUCGCUGACCGCCGCGUCGAGAUCACGGGCCCCGUGGACCGCAAGAUGGUCAUCAAUGCGCUCAACUCGGGCUCCAAGUGCUACAUGGCCGACUUCGAGGACUCGACGGCCCCCACGUGGUUCAACCAGGUGGACGGCCAGGUCAACCUCAUCGACGCCGUGCGUAAGACCAUCUCGUACACGCACCCGCAGACGGGCAAGAAGUACGCGCUCAACGACAAGGUGGCCACGCUGCUGGUGCGCCCGCGUGGCUGGCACCUGGACGAGGCACACGUGCUCGUGAACAACCAGAUCAUGUCGGGCUCGCUCUUCGACUUCGGCCUCUACUUUUUCCACAACGCCCACGAGCUGCUGGUGCGUGGCUCGGGCCCGUACUUCUACCUGCCCAAGCUGGAGCACCACCUGGAGGCCAAGCUCUGGAACGACGUGUUCGUGGCUGCGCAGGGCUACCUGAGCAUCCCGGAGGGCUCUAUCCGCGCCACCGUGCUCGUUGAGACCAUCGUGGCUGUUUUCCAGAUGGACGAGAUCCUGUUCGAGCUGCGCAACCACUCGUCGGGUCUCAACUGCGGCCGCUGGGACUACAUUUUCUCGUACAUCAAGAAGUUCCGCAACCACCCCAAGUUCGUGGUGCCGGACCGUUCGUCGGUCGGCAUGACCACGCCCUUCAUGGCUGCCUACGUGAAGCUGCUCGUCCGUACGUGCCACCGCCGUGGCGCCCACGCCAUGGGCGGCAUGGCUGCGCAGAUCCCUGUCAAGAACGACCCGGAGCUGAACAACAAGUUCAUGGCUGCUGUCAUGGAGGACAAGUCUCGUGAGGUGGCCGCCGGUCACGAUGGCACGUGGGUGGCCCACCCUGGCCUCGUCAAGAUCGCUCUGGACGCGUUCAGCAAGAUGUCGGGCCCGAACCAGAUCUCGUUCAUCCCCGAGGCUGGCAAGGAUAUUACUGCUGCUCAGCUGAUCGAGCCUCCGACGGGCGCCAUCACGUACAACGGCCUGGUAGAGAACAUCGACGUCUCCCUGGUGUACACGGAGGCGUGGCUGCGCGGCAGCGGCUGCAUCCCGCUCCACAACAAGAUGGAGGACGCCGCCACGGCCGAGAUCUCGCGUGCCCAGGUGUGGCAGUGGAUUCGUCACAGCUGCAAGACGGUGGAGGGCAAGACGGUGACCAAGGCGCUGGUGCUUGACAUUCUCAAGGAGUGCGUCAACAAGCGCUCGCUGAACGCCAACCCGGGCAACAAGUGGGCGCUAGGCGGUGAGAUCAUGGGCAAGGUGUUGACGGGUGACGACAUGGUCGACUUCCUCACGCUGCCGUGCUACCCGCGCAUUGUGCAGCUCGGCUCCAGCAUCUGAAGCUAGAGUCCCAUCGCUACAAAAAGCAUCCUGGCAUGCCAAGGACGAGCUGACUGAGCGAUCCGAGCAGUA